Messenger RNA from Olea europaea var. sylvestris, 2400 nucleotides. RefSeq lists its product as uncharacterized. Gene Ontology annotation, biological process: DNA integration. Gene Ontology annotation, molecular function: nucleic acid binding. The transcript has 6 exons. The record is from RefSeq and is a predicted model, not a curated record. NCBI's taxonomy places the organism in Eukaryota, Viridiplantae, Streptophyta, Magnoliopsida, Lamiales, Oleaceae. The coding region runs from base 1 to 2400 and encodes 799 amino acids.
AUGAGUCAAUCACUGUCUCUGCCUCCGUAUUUUGACGGAAGCAACUAUGCCUAUUGGAAAGUUAGGAUGCAUGCCUUUCUUAAGUCCUUAGAUGAACGUGUUUGGAUGAGCGUACAAAAUGGUUGGAAACCUCCUUCUACAACUGUGUCAGAAUUUAGGAAAGUAUCAAUGUGUGAAACUGCUAAAGAAGUAUGGGACAUUCUAGAAACUACGCAUGAGGGAACCAAAACUGUAAAAAAUUCAAAAUUGCAAAUGCUGACCUCAAGGUUUGAAGAAAUCAGGAUGAAGGAUGAUAAAUCUUUUGAUGAGUUUUAUGCCAAAUUGAAUGACAUUGUUAACUCUAGUUUCGACCUAGGUGAGAGGAUUCCCGAACCCAAAAUUGUGAGGAAGGUUCUUAGAUCUUUGCCCGAGAAAUUUAGACCUAAAGUUACAGCUAUUGAAGAAAGCAAAGAUCUAGAUACAAUUAAGAUAGAAGAACUCGUAGGAUCCCUUCAAACCUAUGAACUCACCAUUUCACAACCAAGAAAGAACAAGUCCAUAACCCUGAACACUGUUAGAGAAGGGGAGUCUAAAUCAUCUGACAUGGAAACUCUUAGAGAUGAGGAGAUUGCCUACUUUAAAAAUCUAAAGAAGGUGAAUAGGAAGGCAUUAGCUGUGUCCUUGACUGAUGAUGAUUCUAAUUUACGUGAACAAAGUGAUUCCUCAAGCAGUGAGGAGGAAAAUUGCUAUAUGGCUUUUGUAUCUACUGUCAAGAGCGAGUCAGACAAGGAGAGUGAGAAGGUUGAGGAGGAAGUUGAGAGUAACAAGUCCAGUGAUGAUUCGGAGGAUGAGACGGAUAUACAUGAGACUUAUCAACUCCUGUUUAAAGAGAGUCUCAAGAUCAAAAAGGUAAAUAAAGCCCUUUUUAAGAAGGUAGACGAGUUUGAGAGAGAGAAGGAGAAAAUCACCUAUGAUCUUCAAGUCUCGUCUAAGAAUCUAAGUGAGUUGAAGUGUGUUAAUGAGAUAUUAGAGGACAAGGUCAAGACAUUGAUCUGUGAAUUAGAGAGAUCCAACACUCAACUGCAAUCAUUUGUGAAUGGAACUAAGAAACUAGACGAUUUGUUAGGAAUGAACAAACCAGCUGGAAAUAGGCAAGGUCUAGGAUUUGUGAAGAGUGAUAGCAAUAUAUCUAAUGUUUCAACAAAUCCAGAAUUCAAAGACAAAAACUUUAAUGGACUGAAGACCAUUAGAGUGCUUGUUCUAGACACGUGUGGUAACAAGGCCUUAUUCUCUACCUUUGAUGACUGCAACGGCGGUGUAGUUACCUUUGGGGACGGAGUUACGGCACCCAUCCGAGGCAAAGGCUCCAUCACCAUUGCUGGACUUGUUACAAUAUCCAAUAGAUGCACUGUUUAUGACACUUUUGGUGAUGUUGUUCUUGAAGGUGUUAGAACAUCUGAUAACUGUUAUGGAGUUCUUCCAAACUCGAACUAUUUAUGCAGUAGUGCUGAAAUUGAUAUGUCUGAACUUUGGCAUCAAAGACUCGGUCAUGUUAACUACAGAAGUCUGUCUAAAUUGGUCAAAAAGCAGAUUGUCGAUGGUUUACCUAGGAUUGAUCAAAGUGAGAAUGCUGUGUGCAAGCCGUGUCAACAAGGAAAGCAACUCAGGAUAAACCAUAAGCGAACCUCGAAAAUCCUAACGAAUAGACCCCUAGAACUUUUUCAUAUAGUUUUAAUGGGACCAUCUAGGGUAGAGAGCCUAGGAGGCAAAUGGUAUAUCCUGGUUGUGGUAGAUGAUUUUUCUAGAUUCACCUGGAUUGAUUUCUUGAGAGAAAAAUUUGAGACGGGUGAUCUGGUUAAGUCCUUAUACAAAAGACUCAAAGUUGAACAAAAUCUUCCUAUUUUUAGGGUUCGAAGUGAUCAUGGAAAAGAAUUUGAAAACUUCAAUCUAGAAAACUUCUGCUUGGAGGAAGGGAUUAAGCAUAAGUUCUCCUCACCAAUCACGCCACAGCAAAAUGGUGUUGUUGAGAGGAAGAAUAAAGUGCUUCAAGAAAUGGCUAGGGCCAUGCUUCACGACAAGGAUCUAGCAAUGCAAUUCUGGGGUGAAGCUAUUAACACCGCGUGCCACAUAAUGAAUAGGGUAUACUUGAGACCGAAAUCAGACAAGACUCCCUAUGAAAUCUGGAAAGGCAAGAAGCCUACCAUUAAAUACUUUCGGGUAUUUGGCAGCAAAUGUUACAUUCUGAGGGAUAGAGAAAAUCUAGGCAAGUUUGAUUCCAAAAGUGAUGAUGGGAUUUUUCUGGGAUAUUCUAAGAACAGUAGAGGAUACCGAGUUUACAAUUUGCAUACUCAGAGUGCCUUGGAAUCUGUAAAUGUUGUUAUUGAUGAUGCCUUUACUGAGGGGGAGAGUACUGAAAAAUGA